Messenger RNA from Hypanus sabinus (Atlantic stingray), 4077 nucleotides. Its product is annotated as cell adhesion molecule 4-like. The transcript has 7 exons. NCBI's taxonomy places the organism in Eukaryota, Metazoa, Chordata, Chondrichthyes, Myliobatiformes, Dasyatidae. Bases 554 to 1171 code for a protein of 205 amino acids. Gene Ontology annotation, molecular function: vascular endothelial growth factor receptor 2 binding. The record is from RefSeq and is a predicted model, not a curated record. Gene Ontology annotation, cellular component: cell-cell contact zone. Gene Ontology annotation, biological process: regulation of Rac protein signal transduction; regulation of wound healing; negative regulation of peptidyl-tyrosine phosphorylation.
CAAACUGGCUUUAUAAAGGGUCGUUAUUCCUUUUCAAAUGUUCGGAGAUUAUUUAACAUUAUAUACUCGUCUUCUUUUAAAACUCCACAAUGCGUCUGAUGCACCAUCAAUAACUCUCGGAGAUGUGAGGCGAGAUAUAGGCUUUUAUUGGCUGGAAGAAAGAACAAGCAGCAAUUGACCACCACACUGCAUCCUGGAGACAGGCCGGGGCGGAGUCCCCAAUCGCCUUUAUACCGGGAUCCGUGGGAGGAGCCACAGGAGCAGUCAGCGGGGAGGGGGGCGUGUCCAGACAGUGCCUCCAAAGCCAGUGGUCGAGGUGCUGGGGGAGCCGGCCAGAGAGAAGAGUGAGGUGGAGCUUGAAUGCACAGUCCCGCGGAGCAAACCUGCUGCCCGGAUCCGCUGGUUCAGAGAGAAAAAACAACUACAAGGAGUCAGUAGCCAGGAGCAGCGGGGAAAGGUGUUCACGGUGACCAGCCUGGUGAAGAUUCCGGUGUUCCGGAAGGACGACGGAGCAGUGGUGAUUUGUGAGGCUGAUGUCCCUGGGGUGAAGGGGAUGAAGAGGCGGACAGAGUUCCCACUCAGCGUGCGCUACUCCCCGACGGUUAAAGUUGAAGCUCCACCGCGAAUCGUGAGGGAGGGGGAAGAUCUGCUCUUGACUUGUGCUGUGACGGGGAACCCACUGCCCCCGCAGGUGAGCUGGAGCCGGCUGAACAGUAGCCUGCCGGACCGAGCGGAGGCACAGGGAAACACGCUGACCAUCCGGCGCCUCAACUCCGCUGACAACGGCACCUACGUGUGUGAGGUCCACACCGAAAUGGGCAGUUCCACUGACCAGUACACACUAGUGGUCUACGACGUCAGUACCUCGGCACCCAGCACUCUUGCUGUGCCAGAUCAGAGUGCUGUGGUGGAACCUCGGACAUCCACCAGCUACACCAUCGUGGGCGGUGUGCUCGCGGUCCUGGUCUUCGUCGUUAUCUGUGUCCUCAUCGUCACCGUCUGGUUCUCCAUGAGACAGAAAGGUACUCCUUCGCCGCCUCCCCUCACGAACCCUCGCACCGACCGCGGAACGGACCCACGACAAGCACACGGUGUAGCACAACACGAUUGCAGCUGGGGGCAGGGGAGUUCAGAGCCUCUCCCCACCGACCGGUUAGUGUCCCGUCACUAGCUCAGGCUCAGCGGCUGGCACAACUCGAAGGACCGAUGGCUGGCCGACCCACCCGCUCCGCCAUUCAGCCUGGCCCAGACUCAGCUUCACCCUCCUGUCUUAUCCCCUUGCUAGGCCAAAUUCUACCCAUCACUCCUUCAGCAUUUUAAUGAGCUCGUCUCUACUGCUACCCUGGGCAAGGAACUGAACAGAAUUACUGUUCUCUGGGAAAAAGCAGUUCCACUCCAUCCCCAUCCUAAAUCUAUUCGCCCAAAUGUCGAGGAUAUGUCCGCCAGGUCUGCUCUCACCGAUUACUGGAAACAACGUCCCUCUGCUACAGUAUACACCCCUUCCAUAGUUUUCUGUUUCUGUAAAUUCCCCUCUUACACUCCCGAGUUCCAGUGAGUACAGUCCCAGCCAACUCAAACUCUCCGCAACCUUUAACCCCUCGUCGCCUGGGCAAACCCAGUGAAUGGCUCUGGAUUAGUCCUGUGCUCUGUUCUGUGAAGUUACACUUCACAACCUGGUCUCCCCACCUGGUUUCUGCAAGGCAAUCAGCCUUCACCCUUGGCAUUCUGUUCACUGAAAUGGAAGCUGAUAUAGAACAAAGGGCAUAGAUCAUGUUAAUGCAGAAAGUAGACAAUAAAACAGCACAGAUCAGGAAAAGGACCUUCUGUUCAUCAUGUCACUGCUGACAAUAUUGCCAAAUUAAACUAAUCCCCUCUGCCUACACAAUGUACAUAUCCCUCCAUUCCCCACACAUUCAUGUGUGUCUGACACACUAAUCUCCUCUGUCUACACAAUGUCCAUAACCCUCCAUUCCUCACACAUUCAUGUGUGUGUCUGACACACUAAUCCCCUAUAUCUACACAAUGUCCAUAUCCCUCCAUUCCCCACACAUUCAUGUGUGUCUGACACACUAAUCUCCUCUGUCUACACAAUGUCCAUAACCCUCCAUUCCUCACACAUUCAUGUGUGUGUCUGACACACUAAUCCCCUAUAUCUACACAAUGUCCAUAUCCCUCCAUUCCCCACACAUUCAUGUGUGUGUCUGACACACUAAUCCCCUAUAUCUACACAAUGUCCAUAUCCCUACAUUCCCCACACAUUCAUGUGUGUGUCUGACACACUAAUCCCCUAUAUCUACACAAUGUCCAUAACCCUCCAUUCCUCACACAUUCAUGUGUGUGUCUGACACACUAAUCCCCUAUAUCUACACAAUGUCCAUAUCCCUCCAUUCCCCACACAUUCAUGUGUGUGUCUGACACACUAAUCCGCUCUGUCUACACAAUGUCCAUAACCCUCCAUUCCACACACAUUCAUGUGUCUAACACACGAAUCCACUCUAUCUACACAAUGUCCAUAUCCCUACAUUCCCCACACAUUCAUGUGUCUAACACACUAAUCCCCUCUCUCUACACAAUGUCCAUAUCCCUCCAUUCCCCACGCAUUCAUGUGUCUAACACACUAAUCCCCUCUGUCUACACAAUGUCCAAUUCCCUCCAUUCCCCACACAUUCAUGUGUCUGACACACUAAUCCCCUCUGUCUACACAAUAUACAUAUCCGUCCAUUCCCCACACAUUCACGUGAGUGUCUGACACACUAAUCCCCUCUGUCUACACACUGUACAUAUCCCUCCAUUCCCCACACAUUCAUGGGUCAAACACGCUAAUCCCCUCUGUCUACACAAUGUCAUAUCCCUCCAUUCCCCACACAUUCAUGUGUGUGUCUGACACACUAAUCCCCUCUGUCUACACAAUGUCCAUAUCCCUCCAUUCCCCACACAUUCAUGGGUCAAACACGCUAAUCCCCUCUGUCUACACAAUGUCAUAUCCCUCCAUUCCACACACAUUCAUGUGUGUGUCUGACACACUAAUCCCCUCUGUCGACACAAUGUCCAUAUCCCUCCAUUCCCCACACAUUCAUGUGUCUAACACACUAAUCCCCUCUGUCUACACAAUGUCCAUAUCCCUCCAUUCCCCACACAGUCGAGUGUGUGUCUACCACACUAAUCCCCACUGUCUACACAAUGUACAUAUCCCUCCAUUCCCCACACGUUCAUGUGUGUGUCUAACACACUAAUCCCCUCUGUCUACACAAAGUCCGUAUCCCUCCAUUCCUCACACAUUCAUGUGAGUGUCUGACACACUAAUCCCCUCUGCCUACACAGUGUCCAUAUCCCUCCGAUCCCCACACAUUCAUGUGUGUGUCUGACACACUAAUCCCAUCUGCCUACACAAUGUACAUAUCCCUCCAUUCCCCACACAUUCAUGUGUGUGUCUGACACACUAAUCCCCUCUGUCUACAAAAUGUCCAUAUCCCUCCAUUCCCCACACAUUCAUUUGUGUGUCUGACACACUAAUCCCCUCUGCCUACACAGUGUCCAUAUCCCUCCAUUCCCCACACAUUCAUGUGUGUGUCUGACACACUAAUCCCCUCUGUCUACACAAAGUCCAUAUCCCUCCAUUCCCCACACAUUCAUGAGUCUAACACACUAAUCCCCUCUGUCUACACAAUGUCCGUAUCCCUCCAUUACUCACACAUUCAUGUGAGUGUCUGACACACUAAUCACCUCGGUCUACACAAUGUCCAUAUCCCUCCAUUCCCCACACAUUCAUGUGUGUGUCUGACACACUAAUCCCCUCUGUCUACACAAUGUCCAUAUCCCUCCAUUCCCCAAACAUUCAUGUGUCUAACACACUAAUCCCCUCUGUCUUCACAAUGUCCAUAUCCUUCCAUUCCCCACACAUCCAUGUGUGUCUCUGACACACUAAUCCCCUCUGCCUACUCAAUGUCCAUACCCCUCCACUCCCCACACAUUCAUGUGUGAGUCUAACACACUAAUCCACUCUGUCUACACAAUGUCCAAUACCCUCCAUUCCCCACACAUUCAUGUGUCUGACACACUAAUCCCCUCUGUCUACAC